Messenger RNA from Suillus subalutaceus, 816 nucleotides. RefSeq lists its product as uncharacterized. The record is from RefSeq and is a predicted model, not a curated record. Bases 1 to 816 code for a protein of 271 amino acids. The transcript has 3 exons. NCBI's taxonomy places the organism in Eukaryota, Fungi, Basidiomycota, Agaricomycetes, Boletales, Suillaceae.
AUGCAGGUUAUUGACUGGGUUCGCCAAACCGAACACCAUCAACAUGAAUCUGCCCUCGAAGCAUACCAGAUGUGCUUGGAGCUUUUCGACAAUCAUGUGGAUGCAGCAGUUUGUCGUAACGAUCUGCAACGUGUGGUCGAACUUGAGGAGCAGGGUCGUGGCCAACAAUGGUCACUGGCCUCACCACUCAGGAUCCCGCUGGAUGACCUACAGGGUUCAACAGGCGCAGACCAAGCUGCUAUUGAUCGGGCAGCAACAGAGUACAAGGAACUCACAGAGCAGUGGGAGGUUGCUGUGGCUGAAGUCUGCGAUCUUCAAGAUUUCUUGCGCUUCCUGCUGACUCCGUCUUACGAAGGCUUGCAAGGGGCAGUGCGCCAUGGUCCAGUCAUAGUCCUCAUUGUGAGCAUAUACUCGUGGAACGCCGUCAUUGUCCCAGCGUCAGGGGGGCCCCACCAUGUUUCCUUUCUGUCUCUUACUCUCUUGGGUCUCAAGACACUCAAAGACAACUUCGCUAGGGAGAUCCGGCACGUAUCUCUUUUUGGCCCAACGGAGCCGAGGACGGAGUUGCGAGUCCUCUUGCAGACAGUAUGGGAUGAGAUCAUGCUGCCCGUCAUCAAGGUCCUCCAACAUGAUCUCGAGUUUCGGCGUCGCCCCGGAAUGUGGUUGUGUCCAACAGCAGCCUUCACGUCCCUUCUUGUCCAUGCAACUCACCCCUGUCGAACAAAGGCAGAUCGCUAUGGGCGAGAGCUAUGCCUAGAGGAUAUUUACCUAUGCUCUUACACGCCGACGCUCUCGGCUCUGAUCAGAGCUCGAUAG